UCUCCAACAGAGCGUAUGCCAGGUCAGGUAUAAGUCUUUAUUGUUUCUUUCUACAGUCAAUCAAUUUCUUUCGUCUAGUCGCUUUCUAAGUCGGAUCCGAACUCUUCGUCGUUCGGAAAACUUCGGCCCGGGGAGAUCGGGCCCCCGGCGCGGUGCCAGUCUCGGACGACCGCGGCGCUGCUGAGCGCGCACCGCCACAUAUAUAUUAUAUUUACAAUUAUUUUAAACAUUCGUACAAUUUGUUUUUAAUUUGCAAUAUUAAUAAAUCAGCUAGGAUUCCUGGAUAUUAUAUCUUCAUAACUAACCACAGCCGUUAUUUAUACAUACUAAAGAUAAACAUGGCUGCGCGUUGCAUCGGAAGCUGUCCCUCAAAAUUUGCAGCUAAUAGCAACCCCAGCAAUAUGUAUGGCGCGUCCCUCCUACAGGGUCUCUAAUUCGUUGAAUUAAAGAUGUAUCGGACUGAUUGUGAGCCACAGCUACGCGUAGCGAGGCACCCCUAAUCUACUUAUAAUUAUAAGAGAUAUAGCUAAGUGGCAUAUUUCCCGCACUGGCAUAUUCCCCCGACUCACUUUACAUAUUUCCUAAUCUAAUAUAUUCUAGAUCUUAUUUUACAUGAUUAUUUUCAGCCAUGUAUCAGGAAUCACGUUAUUGGGAGUACCAUCGGAAGUUUAUCAAUAUGGAUCUCAAUACGCAGCAUGCGUUUUCACAUCGUUUCUUUCGUGUUCAAUAAGUGCUUACAUAUUUCUUCCGGUUUUUUACAAGUUACAACUGACCAGUACCUUUGAAUAUUUAGAAAUCCGAUUUAGCAGAUCAGUUAGAUUACUUUGCUCAUUUUUAUUUCUAAUUUCUUAUAUCAUGUAUAUUCCCAUUGUAAUUUACGUACCAGCAUUGGCAUUCUCUCAAGUAACUAAUUUUAGUUUACAUACAAUCACACCGAUCCUUUGCGCUGUUUGUAUCCUUUAUACAAGCAUUGGAGGAUUAAAAGCAGUUGUGUGGACGGAUACAAUACAAUUUACUGUUACAGUCGGAGGUUUGUUCACUAUUCUCUUCUUAGGUAUUAAUUCGGUUGGUGGAAUAUCGGAAGUAUGGAACCGAUCCGAAAUGGGUAAUCGUUUAGUAUUCUUCAAUAUGGAUAUCAACCCUUACACUAGAAAUACAUUUUGGGCAAUGACUAUAGGAAUGACAAUAACAUGGCUCGUACAUCUUGGUGUACAUCAAGGAGUUAUUCAAAGGUGUCUUUCGGUACCAAAAGAAACGGAUGCUAAGCGAGCACUAGGCAUGACAGCUAUAGGUUUGAUUCUCGUAAAGAUAGUUUCCGUUUUCACAGGAUUAAUCAUAUACGCUAAAUAUUUUAAUUGCGAUCCUUUGCUUUCCAAGAGAAUACAAAGGGCCGAUCAAAUUCUACCUUAUUACGUGAUGGACGUGGCAGGAAAUGUACCAGGAUUGCCAGGUUUGUUUUUAGCUGGUCUUGUAAGUGCAGCUCUUGCUACAAUGAGUGCAAGCUUGAAUACUAUGUCCGGCACAAUUUAUAAAGAUUUUAUCGAUCCAUGGAUACCAAACGGACCAAACAAAGAAGCUCGAGCAGCUACGACUAUGAAGAUAAUCGUACUUAUCAUAGGAGGAAUUUCGGUUGGAUUAGUGUUCGUCGUCGAACAACUUGGGCCAGUUUUUCAAAUAUCCGUUAGUAUGCGCAGCGUAACCGAUGGCCCUUUACUCGGUUUGUUUCUACUAGGAAUGUUGGUCCCAUUGUCCAAUGCUCAAGGAGCCCUUUUAGGUGGUUCCGUGUCUUUGAUUAUAAUGUUUUUCUUAGCCGGUGGAUCAGAAUGGUACAUGACAAAUGGACAAAUUCGUAAAAUUCCAUUACCAGUGUCGAUAGAGGAAUGCCCAUAUCCGUUAAACGAAACAGAAAUUACUACACGAAGACCAUUGACAUUAGAAGAAGAACCAAUUGGUAUAUUCAAGAUAUCCUUUCUGUAUUUUACCUUGAUAGGUGCUAUGCUGGCCGUAGUAUUCGGUAUUAUUGGAAGUUAUGCGUUUGGUAAGGUUGAUCUAACUCAAGUAGAUCCCGAUCACAUUUCUCCAAUAAUGAGAAGGUAAACAAAUUUCUAUACAAUAAUUCUUAUAGUUAGUAUCGAUAUCAUUUUAAUAUUAUUCCUUGGUGUAGAUUUCUACCGCGUAAAGAAUACGUGCAAGUAUCAUUGAAACCAACGCAAGAAGAAUUAGAAUUGAGCAAGGACAUUGAUCAUCGUCAAACAACGAUGAAGUUUAACGAGUAAAAAAAAAGGAUAUAGGAUAAACGUAGCUAAGAAUAAAGUAUUAUACGUGUCUUAUCAUAUUAUCAAGGACAAAUAUUUGA
Molecule: messenger RNA, 2356 nt
Organism: Polistes dominula (European paper wasp)
Lineage: Eukaryota; Metazoa; Arthropoda; Insecta; Hymenoptera; Vespidae
Product: sodium-coupled monocarboxylate transporter 2
Biological process (GO): sodium ion transport; transmembrane transport
Cellular component (GO): membrane
Molecular function (GO): symporter activity
Source: RefSeq, a predicted model, not a curated record